Balaenoptera ricei (Rice's whale) is the source of this 5710-nucleotide messenger RNA. Its product is annotated as brefeldin A-inhibited guanine nucleotide-exchange protein 1-like. Gene Ontology annotation, molecular function: guanyl-nucleotide exchange factor activity. Gene Ontology annotation, biological process: regulation of ARF protein signal transduction. The record is from RefSeq and is a predicted model, not a curated record. NCBI's taxonomy places the organism in Eukaryota, Metazoa, Chordata, Mammalia, Artiodactyla, Balaenopteridae.
AUAAAAGCGGAAACUGAAAAGCAGAGUCCUCCUCAUGGAGAAGCAAAAGCUGGAUCAAGCACUCUUCCACCAGUGAAAUCAAAGACAAAUUUUAUCGAAGCAGACAAGUACUUCCUGCCCUUUGAAUUGGCAUGCCAGUCCAAGUGUCCCCGCAUAGUUAGUACAUCUCUAGAUUGUUUACAGAAACUUAUUGCUUAUGGGCACUUGACUGGCAAUGCUCCAGAUAGUACAACACCAGGCAAAAAAUUAAUUGAUAGAAUUAUUGAAACAAUUUGUGGCUGUUUCCAAGGUCCUCAAACAGAUGAAGGAGUUCAAUUACAAAUAAUAAAGGCUUUACUUACUGCAGUAACAUCUCAACACAUAGAAAUUCACGAAGGAACUGUACUGCAAGCUGUGAGAACAUGUUACAAUAUCUAUCUAGCAAGCAAAAAUCUCAUCAAUCAGACAACAGCCAAAGCUACUCUUACUCAGAUGCUAAAUGUUAUCUUUGCACGCAUGGAAAACCAAGCAUUGCAGGAAGCCAAACAAAUGGAAAAAGAAAGGCAUCGACAGCAUCAUCAUCUGUUGCAGUCUCCAGUAAGCCAUCAUGAGCCUGAAUCACCUCAACUUAGAUACUUGCCGCCUCAGACUGUUGAUCAUAUAUCCCAGGAGCAUGAAGGGGACCUUGAUCCCCAUUCACAUGAUGUGGAUAAAAGCCUUCAGGAUGAUACAGAACCUGAAAAUGGAUCUGAUAAUUCCAGUGCAGAAAAUGAACAGACUGAAGCUGAUCAGGCAGCUGCAGCCGAAACAUUAUCUAAAAAUGAUGUAUUAUAUGAUGGAGAAAACCAUGACUGUGAGGAAAAGCCACGAGACAUCGUGCAGAGCAUUGUAGAAGAAAUGGUGAACGUCAUCGUUGGAGAUAUGGGAGAAAGGACUACCAUAAAUGCAAGUGCAGAUGGCAACAUUGGAACCAUAGAGGAUGGUAGUGACAGUGAAAAUAUUCAAGCAAAUGGAAUUCCAGGAACACCAAUUUCUGUUGCAUAUACACCGUCCUUACCUGAUGACAGAUUGUCUGUCUCUUCCAAUGAUACUCAGGAAUCUGGAAAUUCUUCAGGACCUUCACCUGGUGCUAAGUUUUCCCACAUUUUACAAAAGGAUACCUUUCUAGUAUUCAGGUCAUUGUGUAAACUGUCAAUGAAACCACUGUCGGAUGGACCACCAGAUCCAAAGUCUCAUGAGUUACGAUCCAAGAUACUGUCAUUGCAGUUACUUCUAUCCAUUCUGCAGAAUGCAGGACCUAUUUUCAGGACAAAUGAGAUGUUUAUUAAUGCUAUUAAGCAGUAUCUGUGUGUUGCACUCUCAAAAAAUGGAGUUUCUUCUGUUCCAGAGGUUUUUGAGCUUUCCCUUUCCAUAUUUCUUACUUUGUUGUCAAACUUCAAGACGCAUCUGAAGAUGCAGAUUGAGGUGUUCUUUAAAGAAAUUUUCCUAUACAUUUUGGAGACUUCUACCAGCUCAUUUGACCACAAAUGGAUGGUUAUUCAGACGUUGACAAGGAUUUGUGCAGAUGCUCAGAGUGUAGUGGAUAUUUAUGUAAACUAUGAUUGUGACUUAAAUGCAGCAAACAUAUUUGAAAGACUAGUAAAUGAUCUAUCAAAAAUUGCUCAAGGACGAGGCAGUCAAGAACUCGGUAUUAAUAAUGUUCAGGAACUGAGCCUGAGGAAAAAAGGUUUAGAAUGCUUAGUGUCAAUUUUGAAGUGUAUGGUUGAAUGGAGUAAGGAUCAGUAUGUGAAUCCCAACUCUCAGACAACUCUUGGUCAGGAAAAACCCUCAGAGCAAGAGACGAGUGAAGUAAAACACCCUGAGACAAUAAACAGAUACGGAAGUUUAAAUUCCCUGGAGUCAACAUCAUCAUCAGGAAUAGGCAGCUACAGCACACAGAUGUCUGGCACUGAUAAUCCAGAACAAUUUGAAGUCCUAAAGCAGCAAAAAGAAAUAAUAGAACAAGGGAUAGAUUUAUUUACUAAGAAACCAAAGAGAGGAAUACAGUACCUCCAAGAACAAGGGAUGCUUGGCACUACACCUGAAGAUAUUGCCCAAUUCUUACAUCAGGAGGAAAGGUUAGACUCUACUCAAGUGGGUGAAUUCCUGGGAGAUAAUGAUAAAUUUAACAAAGAAGCCAUGUAUGCAUAUGUGGACCAACAUGACUUUUCAGGAAAGGAUUUUGUUUCAGCCCUUCGUAUGUUUCUGGAAGGAUUCCGUCUUCCAGGGGAAGCUCAGAAAAUUGAUCGAUUGAUGGAAAAGUUUGCUGCAAGAUACCUAGAAUGCAACCAAGGACAAACCCUUUUUGCUAGUGCAGAUACUGCGUAUGUUCUGGCUUAUUCAAUUAUCAUGCUCACCACAGAUCUUCACAGCCCACAGGUUAAAAAUAAAAUGACAAAGGAACAGUACAUUAAGAUGAAUAGAGGUAUCAAUGACAGUAAAGAUCUUCCUGAAGAGUAUCUAUCAGCCAUCUAUAAUGAAAUAGCUGGAAAAAAGAUAUCAAUGAAAGAAACAAAAGAACUAACAAUCCCUACAAAAUCAAGUAAACAAAAUGUAGCCAGCGAAAAACAAAGAAGACUUCUGUAUAACUUAGAAAUGGAACAGAUGGCCAAGACAGCUAAAGCACUCAUGGAGGCCGUGAGCCACGUUCAAGCACCUUUCACAAGUGCAACACAUUUGGAGCACGUGAGAACUAUGUUUAAGUUGGCUUGGACCCCUUUUCUGGCUGCAUUCAGUGUGGGUCUACAAGACUGUGAUGAUACUGAAGUAGCCUCUCUUUGCCUGGAAGGUAUAAGAUGUGCAAUCAGAAUUGCAUGCAUUUUCAGCAUUCAGCUGGAAAGAGAUGCAUAUGUCCAGGCGCUAGCAAGAUUUACCUUACUUACAGUGAGUUCUGGGAUUACCGAAAUGAAACAGAAGAACAUUGACACAAUUAAAACACUUAUCACAGUGGCUCAUACAGAUGGAAAUUAUCUAGGAAAUUCAUGGCAUGAGAUUCUGAAGUGCAUCAGUCAGUUGGAGCUUGCACAACUUAUAGGAACUGGAGUGAAACCUCGGUACAUUUCUGGAACAGUGCGAGGCAGAGAAGGAUCUCUUACUGGAACAAAAGAUCAGGCUCCUGAUGAAUUUGUGGGUCUAGGGCUAGCUGGAGGAAAUGUGGACUGGAAACAGAUAGCAAGUAUUCAGGAAUCCAUUGGAGAGACCAGUUCUCAGAGUGUCGUCGUCGCUGUAGAUAGAAUAUUUACAGGGUCCACAAGGCUAGAUGGAAAUGCUAUUGUGGAUUUUGUCCGUUGGCUCUGUGCUGUGUCUAUGGAUGAAUUACUUUCCACUACACAUCCAAGAAUGUUUAGUCUACAAAAAAUAGUAGAAAUAUCAUAUUACAACAUGGGAAGAAUAAGAUUGCAGUGGUCUCGAAUUUGGGAAGUUAUUGGAGAUCAUUUUAAUAAGGUCGGCUGUAAUCCUAAUGAAGAUGUAGCUAUUUUUGCAGUAGACUCCUUGAGGCAAUUGUCAAUGAAGUUCUUAGAGAAAGGGGAGCUUGCUAAUUUCAGAUUCCAGAAGGAUUUCUUAAGACCUUUUGAACAUAUAAUGAAACGGAACAGGUCUCCAACAAUUCGAGAUAUGGUUGUACGGUGUAUAGCACAAAUGGUUAAUUCUCAAGCUGCUAACAUUCGGUCUGGAUGGAAGAACAUUUUCUCUGUAUUUCAUCUAGCAGCAUCCGAUCAAGAUGAAAGCUUAGUUGAACUUGCAUUCCAAACAACGGGGCAUAUUGUCACCCUUGUGUUUGAAAAACACUUUCCAGCAACCAUUGAUUCUUUCCAGGAUGCGGUGAAAUGUUUGUCUGAAUUUGCAUGCAAUGCAGCUUUCCCAGACACAAGUAUGGAAGCAAUUCGACUUAUUCACCAUUGUGCAAAAUAUGUGUCUGAUAGACCUCAGGCUUUCAAGGAAUACACAAGUGACGACAUGAAUGUGGCACCUGAAGACAGGGUGUGGGUGAGGGGAUGGUUCCCAGUUCUCUUCGAGUUGUCCUGUGUCAUCAACAGAUGCAAGUUAGAUGUAAGAACCAGGGGUUUAACAGUAAUGUUUGAAAUAAUGAAAACUUAUGGCCACACUUAUGAAAAACACUGGUGGCAGGAUUUAUUUAGAAUUGUUUUCAGAAUCUUUGACAACAUGAAAUUGCCAGAACAGCAGACAGAGAAAGCUGAGUGGAUGACGAUGACAUGUAAUCAUGCACUUUAUGCGAUCUGCGAUGUGUUCACCCAGUAUUUAGAAGUACUCAGUGAUGUACUUCUGGAUGACAUUUUUGCCCAGCUCUACUGGUGUGUGCAGCAAGACAAUGAGCAGUUAGCACGAUCUGGUACAAACUGCUUAGAGAAUGUUGUUAUUCUGAAUGGUGAAAAAUUUACCCUAGAAAUCUGGGACAAAACUUGUAACUGCACACUGGACAUCUUCAAAACCACAAUUCCACAUGCGCUCUUGACCUGGCGUCCUGCUUCUGGAGAAGCGGCUCCCACACCUCCGUCUCCUGGUGAAAAACAGCUGGAUACAAUAUCACAGAAAUCUGUAGAUAUUCAUGAUUCUAUUCAGCCAAGAUCUGCAGAUAAUAGACAGCAAGCUCCAUUGGCUUCUGUCUCUACUGUGAAUGAAGAAGUCAGCAAAAUUAAACCCACAGCAAAAUUUCCAGAACAAAAAUUAUUUGCCGCCCUGUUGAUUAAAUGUGUUGUGCAGCUGGAACUCAUCCAGACCAUCGACAGCACUGUGUUCUUCCCCGCCACAAGUAAGAAGGAGGACGCGGAAAACUUAGCCGCAGCGCAGAGAGAUGCCGUGGACUUUGACGUUCGAGUUGAUACUCAGGACCAAGGAAUGUAUCGCUUUCUAACAUCGCAACAACUCUUCAAGCUGCUGGACUGCUUGUUGGAGUCACACAGAUUUGCAAAAGCAUUUAACUCCAACAAUGACCAGAGGACGGCUCUGUGGAAGGCGGGCUUCAAGGGCAAAUCCAAACCCAACCUCCUGAAGCAGGAGACGAGCAGCCUGGCCUGCGGGCUGCGCAUUCUCUUCCAGAUGUACACGGACGAGAGUCGGGCCAGCGCCUGGGAGGAGGUCCAGCAGAGGCUUUUAAAUGUCUGCAGCGAAGCCCUGAGUUACUUCCUUACCCUAACAUCGGAAAGUCAUCGGGAAGCCUGGACUAGCUUACUGCUUUUGUUUCUAACUAAAGUCCUGAAGAUCAGCGACCAUAGGUUUAAAGCUCACGCAUCAUUCUACUACCCUCUCUUAUGUGAAAUUAUGCAAUUUGACUUGAUUCCUGAACUUCGUGCUGUUCUUAGAUUUUUUCUGCGAAUUGGAGUAGUUUUUCAGAUAUCACAACCACCUGAACAGGAACUCGGAAUAAACAAGCAAUGAUGGGAAGUUAAUAGUCUUCUGUUGGCGUUUACAUCCCUCCGUUCUUCAAAAGGACCCCGGAGCUGAGGUUUCCUACCUGAAAAAUGGUUUCUCUGAAUUGCAGUGUCUAAGGGUUACUGGUAAAGAAGCUUAGAACUUCAGCUCGAACCUGCAGUGCUCCAGUCCCUUUUGUAACCUGAUGGAUUGUUUGUUGUGUUGGGUUCACGAGCUUUUUUUCCCACAGUGUCAGCUUAUAUGCUCACAUGUCCUUCCCUGUCCUCGGUGGCAGGGAGAGCCCCACAUAUUUCUGGCAGGU